This is a messenger RNA of Pelodiscus sinensis (Chinese soft-shelled turtle), 645 nucleotides long. The record is from RefSeq and is a predicted model, not a curated record. Lineage: Eukaryota; Metazoa; Chordata; Testudines; Trionychidae.
GAGAGGUACCUCUCUUAGAUCCAAAUUCUCUCUUUUUUCUUUUGGAGGACUCCAAACUGCAAUGGAACACAAAGGGAUCCAGAUACUCUCAGUCAUCCUCAUUUUAGGACUCAGUGCACUGACUGAAGGAGAAGAAGCACCAGCUCCAUGCCGAUGUAAUGUGGAUCCGAAAACCAGAACGAACUGUGGGCCUCCAGGAAUCUCUCCUGAGGAGUGCAGGAAUUCAGGAUGCUGUUUCAGUUCAGAAGUUCCAGACGUCCCCUGGUGCUUCACACCUCUCCCAAAGAAAUAUAAGAAGGUCUGUAUUGAAGAGAUAAAACUCAGAACAAACUGUGGUUACCCUGGCAUCUCUGCUGAACUAUGUGAGGCAAGAGGCUGUUGUUUUGAGUCAAGACCGCCUGCUGUCCCCUGGUGCUUCUAUCAUCUUCAGGUGCAAGAAGAUUGUUAAAGAGAAUUUGCACCUGGAAUUCAGGCAAGCAACCUGUCAAUUGAUCAACUGAAGCAGGAAAAUAAUAGUAAUGCUCACAUCUUAUACUUCACACUGUGUAGCAAUUCUGAUUUCUAAAUAAUUUGUGUCUUGGGUUUAUUCCUUUUCAAUGACCCAAUUAAUUGCAGCUUUUAUUCUUUUCAGUAGGUUGGUACCAG